Molecule: messenger RNA, 4135 nt
Organism: Mesocricetus auratus (golden hamster)
Lineage: Eukaryota; Metazoa; Chordata; Mammalia; Rodentia; Cricetidae
Gene: Rapgefl1
Product: Rap guanine nucleotide exchange factor like 1
Exons: 15
Coding region: 361-2349 (662 amino acids)
Biological process (GO): positive regulation of GTPase activity; Ras protein signal transduction
Cellular component (GO): plasma membrane
Molecular function (GO): guanyl-nucleotide exchange factor activity
Source: RefSeq, a predicted model, not a curated record
CAGGAGCGCAGCCGCCGCCGCGUCCUCAGCCUUGCGCUCCGCCCGCUGCCUCUGCCGCCUCAGCCCGGCCCCGGAGCGCUGAGCCGGGGACACCGGCCUCUCAGCCUGCCCGCCCUUCGGCCACAGCCAGCAUGCGGGGCCGCUGAGAGUGAGCUUCUCUCUCCUCUGGUACCUCCCCCGGCCACUGGUCACUGGACUCUGGCCAGCGAGCCUCGGCCACCUCUGGCUCGCAGUCCGGCGCCUGGCACGGCCCUCGGCUCUGCCCCUCCGGCUCUGAGCAUCGUGUCCCCGCCCCCCCCCGCCCGCGCCUGGGACACCUGGGUCCCCCGGCGGCCCCUAGGAGAGGGGCGGGGGGGGGGCAUGAAGCCACUGGAGAAAUUCUUGAAGAAGCAGACGUCGCAGCUGGCGGGUCGAGCGGUGGCAGGAGGUCCCGGCGGGGGUCCGGGUUGCUGCGGAGGGCCUGGAGGGAGUGGGGGCCCUGGCGGAGGCGGCGGUUCGGCCGGGGGACCGCGACCGCUGCAGCGGCGUCAGAGCGUGUCUCGCCUGCUGUUCCCAGCUUUCCUCCGAGAGCCCUCAGUCGAGCCCGGGCUGGAGCCGCCCGGUGAGGAAGAAGGGGGAGAGCCAUUAGGGGUCUCAGAGGAGCCGGGCAACGGGGGGCCCUGUUGGCUGCAGCUAGAAGAGGUGCCAGGGCCAGGGCCGCUGGGGUGCGGAGUACCCCUGCGCUCUCCUUCUUCGUACUCCUCAGAUGAGCUAUCCCCCGGCGAGCCCCUGGCUUCACCUCCCUGGGCCCCCCUGGGCGCCCCCGAGCGGCCAGAGCAUCUUCUGAAGCGGGUUCUGGAGCGCCUGGCUGGAGGGACUACCAGGGACAGCGGCGCCUCAGAUAUUCUGCUUGAUGACAUUGUCCUCACCCAUUCCCUCUUCCUGCCAACAGAAAAGUUUCUACAAGAGUUGCACCAGUACUUUGUUCAGUCAAGGAAUGUGGAGGGUCCAGAGGGGCUGGGCCGGAAGCAAGCCUGUCUAGCUCUGCUCCUCCAUUUCUUGGACACCUACCAAGGACUACUGCAAGAGGAAGAAGGGGCCGGCCACAUUAUCAAGGAACUGUAUCUACUAAUUAUGAAGGAUGAGUCCCUUUACCAAGACCUCCGAGAGGACACUCUGAGGCUGCACCAGCUGGUGGAGACGGUGGAGCUAAAGAUUCCAGAGGAGAGCCAGCCACCCAGCAAGCAGGUUAAGCCACUCUUCCGCCACUUCCGCCGGAUAGAUUCCUGUCUGCAGACCCGAGUGGCAUUCCGGGGCUCAGAUGAGAUCUUCUGCCGAGUCUACAUGCCUGACCACUCUUACGUGACCAUUCGCAGCCGCCUCUCAGCAUCGGUGCAGGACAUUCUGGGCUCUGUGACAGAGAAGCUGCAGUACUCAGAAGAGCCUGCAGAGCGUGAGGAUGCUCUCAUCCUGGUAGCUGUUGCCUCCUCUGGAGAGAAGGUCCUCCUCCAGCCAACAGAGGACUGUGUUUUCACCACGCUGGGCAUCAACAGCCACCUAUUUGCCUGUACCCGGGACAGCUAUGAGACCUUAGUACCCCUUCCUGAGGAGAUCCAGGUCUCCCCUGGAGACACAGAAAUCCACCGGGUAGAGCCUGAAGAUGUUGCCAACCAUCUUACUGCCUUCCACUGGGAGCUGUUCCGAUGUGUGCAUGAGCUGGAGUUUGUGGACUACGUGUUCCAUGGGGAGCGUGGUCGCCGCGAGACGGCCAACUUGGAGUUGCUGCUGCAGCGCUGCAGCGAGGUCACCCACUGGGUGGCCACUGAGGUGCUGCUCUGUGAGGCUCCUGGCAAGCGGGUACAGCUGCUCAAGAAGUUCAUCAAGAUCGCCGCCAUCUGCAAGCAGAAUCAGGACCUACUGUCCUUCUACGCUGUGGUCAUGGGGCUGGACAAUGCUGCCGUCAGCCGCCUGCGGCUCACUUGGGAGAAGCUGCCAGGGAAAUUCAAGAACCUGUUCCGCAAAUUUGAGAACUUGACGGACCCCUGCCGGAACCAUAAGAGCUACAGAGAGAUCAUCUCCAAAAUGAAGCCUCCUGUGAUUCCCUUCGUACCCCUGAUCCUCAAAGACCUGACCUUCCUGCAUGAGGGGAGUAAGACCCUUGUGGAUGGUUUGGUGAACAUUGAGAAGUUGCAUUCCGUGGCUGAGAAAGUGAGGACAAUCCGAAAAUACCGCAGCCGGCCCCUCUGCCUGGACAUGGAGGCCUCUCCGCAUCACCUGCAGACCAAGGCCUACGUGCGCCAGUUCCAGGUCAUUGACAACCAGAAUCUCCUGUUCGAGCUCUCCUACAAGUUGGAGGCUAAUAGUCAGUGAGAGUGAAGGGGCCCAGUGCCCACCUCGGUCCUUGGCGCCUGGCACUCGAGCACUUUUCACAACCCCAUCUGGACAUCUUUUCCCUGGAGCAGCUUCCUAUCCUGCAAGGAGGAGUUGGGUUGACUAACCAGAAUGCAUAAGCCUGUCCAUCCUGCUGAGGUCCUCUUACCUUACUCCUUCAUACUCCUGGUUUCUGACCUCUCUGAGCAAGAGUAGGCGCAGCCCCAUGUUCUCCCAGUGAGGUCUGUUCCAGAGAUGGAGUUUUUAGACUCUGCUUCCCAAGAAGGAAGGAAGCGCCCCCUCCCUGAUUGCAGCUGUGGUGUGGAGGCACUGGAAGCCGCCUGCCCUGCCACCUGUUUGACUUCCUCCUGAUCAGGGCUGAGAUCCCUGGAUAUACACACACCCCCUAGACAGUGUGUGUGUGUGUGUGUGUGUGUGUGUGUGUGUGUGUGUGUGUGCCUGCCUGCCUGCCUGUCUCUGUCUGUCUGUGUGAUUUACAUGUCCCCUUUUAGAGAACAAAAGUGCAUCUGAUAAUGUAGGGAAAGUAUCACAGUGGUUUUUUUGUUUGUUUUUGAGGAUUCCCUUCUGUUUGGUGCUACACUUGUUGACUAUGUCUCCACUACUUCCUGCCCAACUCCACCUGUUGUCCUACAUGUGAAAACUGUGGGCCAACCUGUUCCUGAAGGCAGGGCAUAUCAGAAGGCAGGAGAGUUACCCAUCAGCCCCUGCAAAUCCCCUACUCAAGCUUCCCUAAGAUCUCUGGGUAUGUGCCAGUGAGAGGCUAAAAGAUGCUCAGGGAAACACAGGCUUAAGCUGCCUACAGGACCCUGCCUCUGCCUUACAGUGGGUGGAAUGCAGUGGUGUUAGGGGCACCUGUCCCCCUACCUCUGCUUUUGGGGGUGUCUCAUCCUUCCUCUGUCUCUGUGUCUGCCAUCAACUGCACAAUCUGUCCACGUGUCUUCAUACCCCCUCUGUCUUUCUAGAGAGUCAAAGGUGGAUCUCAGUACCUGGGGCAGCUAGCGCCUCCCUAAGUGGGGAGAAAAGGCAGCAGCUAUAAAAGCUGGGCUCCCGCAAGGCCUUUAUUACCUCUCUGUCACCCUUCUUCCCCCUUCUCGGGCUCCAGCGCUGAGGGGUUGCAGGGGUUCUUGGCAGCUACUGGAUGAGGUUUCCUGGCACAGCCUCACCCUCCUUCCUGGCCCUUCUGAAGAGGUAGCGGUGGCUGUGGCAGAAGUGAAAUCAGCUGCAGCUCUUGCUCCAGGGGGUGUAUAUAUUUUUACCCAAAGCUCUGGAAUUGUACAUUUAUUUUUUAAAACCCAAAGAGGGAAAGAUCCUUGUAUCAUAUGUAAAUAUUGUAGGUUAUGUUGUACAGCCCCUUUUAUACAGCAGUUCCUGACAAAAUAUCCACAGACAUACCAUACCACUCCCCCGAGCUGCUAGUGGUGAUGGUGACCAUGCCACCCCCCCAUAAUGGUGAUGGUGGCCACACCUCCCCACACUCUGCUUCUUCCACACAUCUGCUGGCUGCUCUUCCUGCAGCUCAGGCUUCCUGCCCCUCUUCAGUAACCCCUCAUCAGCCUUGUCUUGUUCCUUAGCCUCUAAGAACGCUGCCUCCCCCUCCCCUUGGCUGUUGCUUGCCUCUGGCUGUGAUGCUUGCCCCACUGCUUCUCAGGGGCCCCCACUCCCCAACCCUGUAGCUUUAAUGGAGUGAACUGUGUGUAUUGUACAGGCCCGCUUGUCAUUGAAGAAACUGCUGGAUAGAGGAAAUACACUAAAGUCUAUGAACCAA